AUGGUUUUAAAGUUAUUUAAUGAGGUGCUUCCUGAAGGUUCUACAUUGCCGAAGGAUGAUGAAUAUAUGAGGCACCCAGCUGACUCACUUGCAAGGCAAUCCUUUGAUGAUCAAUACCUAGAGUUUGGCAACGAAGCUCGUAAUGUGCGUCUAGAGCUAACAACGGAUGGAUUCAAUCCCUUUGGCAAUAUGAGUAUAAGUUACAACACCUGGCCUGUAGUGUUGCUUCUGUAUAUUCUUCCAUCAUGGAGAGAUGACGUCCCACCUAUACAUCUCGACCCAUCCAUAUUAAAUGAUCAUUCAGUGCAUGAAGUAAGUGAAGAAGAAGAAGAAGAAGAAGAGUCCGAAGAGGAAGUCGGUGAAGAAGACGAAGAAGAAGAUGAUAAUGACGAAGAUGUUAUUGAAGUCGAUUCUAAAACAAGCCUGGAAAAUACAUCUAGAGAAGAAGAAUAA
Juglans microcarpa x Juglans regia is the source of this 453-nucleotide messenger RNA. RefSeq names its product pescadillo-like. The record is from RefSeq and is a predicted model, not a curated record. The transcript is spliced from 2 exons. Lineage: Eukaryota; Viridiplantae; Streptophyta; Magnoliopsida; Fagales; Juglandaceae. The coding region runs from base 1 to 453 and encodes 150 amino acids.